ACUCACAGACAGACAGACAGACCACCUCUAGUGAGCAGCAGGUGAAUACUGUGCGUUUACUCUCACACUGCUAACUCUAACUCACAUAUAUGCUGCACAGCCGCUUCACUAUCACAAAGCCAUCAUUUACAUCGGACAUGGUGGACACGCAGACGUUUGCCUGGCCGGUGGGAUUCGGCCUGAGCGCUCUGGAGCUGGACGAACUCGAUGACAGCUCGCACUCCAUGGGCAUGAAACCUUUCUCCACGCUGGACUACACCACCAUCUCCGGCAUCGAGUAUGAGCCGAGUCCGCCGCAGAACGAGAUGCCGCACAUGAUGGAUCUGACGCAGAUGUACAACUACAGAGCGCAGGAGAACUACAGGAUGCAGGAGAGCAUCUACAGAGCUCAAGAGAGCAGCUACACUGCUGAAGAGAGCAGCUACAGAGCACACCAACACCAAAAUUCAAUCAAACUUGAACCCGAGUCUCCUCCACAGUUCGUGGAGAACAGCCUGUCCUUUUCCAAACCUCAUGAAGAUCAGUCCACCUCCGUGUUAAACAUUGAGUGUCGUGUGUGUGGAGACAAGGCCUCUGGCUUCCAUUACGGUGUUCACGCCUGCGAGGGCUGCAAGGGAUUCUUCCGCAGGACCAUUCGCCUGAAGCUGGUCUAUGACCACUGCGACCUGCACUGCCGCAUCCACAAGAAGAGUCGCAACAAGUGCCAGUACUGCCGCUUUCAGAAGUGCCUGAUGGUGGGCAUGUCACACAACGCCAUUCGUUUUGGUCGAAUGCCCCAAGCCGAGAAAGAGAAGCUCUUGGCGGAGUUCUCCACUGACGUGGAUCACAUGCAUCCCGAAUCGGCUGAUCUCCGAGCCCUGGCCAGGCAACUCUACGAGUCCUAUCUGAAGUACUUCCCCCUGACCAAAGCCAAGGCCAGGGCCAUCCUCUCAGGGAAGACCAGCGACAACACACCUUUCGUCAUUCACGACAUGAAGUCUCUGUUGGAGGGCGAGCAGAUGAUCAACUGCCGGCAGAUGCCCAUGCAGGAGCACAGGAGGGCCGACAUGGGCGUGAUGCACGAGGUGGAGCUGCGCUUCUUCCACAGCUGCCAGUCGCGCUCGGCCGAAGCCGUCAGCGAAGUCACCGAAUUCGCCAAGAGCAUCCCCGGCUUCGUGAACCUGGACUUGAACGACCAGGUGACGCUCCUGAAGUACGGCGUCAUCGAAGUCCUCAUCAUCAUGAUGUCUCCGCUCAUGAACAAGGACGGCACCCUCAUCUCCUACGGUCAGAUCUUCAUGACCCGCGAGUUCCUCAAGAGUCUGCGCAAACCCUUCUGUGAAAUGAUGGAGCCCAAGUUUGAGUUCUCCGUCAAGUUCAACAUGCUGGAGCUGGACGACAGCGACAUGGCGCUGUUCCUGGCCGUCAUCAUCCUGAGCGGAGAUCGCCCGGGUCUGCUGAACGUCAAGCCCAUCGAGGAUCUCCAGGAGACGGUUCUUCAUUCUCUGGAGCUGCAGCUGAAGAUGAACCACCCCGACUCUCUCCAGCUGUUCGCCAAAGUGCUGCAGAAGAUGACGGACCUGCGUCAGCUGGUGACCGACCACGUCCAGCUGAUCCAGCUGCUGAAGGAGACCGAGGUGGACUGGUGCUUGCACCCGCUCCUGCAGGAGAUCAUGAGGGACUUGUACUAGUGUGUGCUCUGCAGAUGCACACUGUUUCGAUUCGGAGGUCGGUUUACUGCUCUGUUGUAGUCGGUGAAGUUUUUGCACUGUAAAAAAAAAAAACUUUUGUCAGCAGAGGAACUAGAACAGGGUGUUACGCGUUUGACAGCGGCCGCUUUGAGAUUCGUUUCAGGCUUUCCAGAGAGCCGUGCCCAAUGCAGCGGCGCUGGUUAAAGAGGACACCACCACUGUGAAGAUGUUUUACCAGCUGAUUUAAAACCACACGUGUGUUUGUGCAUUCAGAGCUCUUACAGAUAAAGCCACGCAAACAUAAGUCACACUCCAUAUUUCAUUUUUAACAAUGACAUAAAUACAGCGUUGUGCAAAAGUCUGACACCACUCUGCAAGCUAGGGAUUUUUUAUUUAACCCUUAAAUUAAGCAUUUAAGAAAAGAAAAAUAAAGAUAAGUUUUCUAAAUGACUAGAAACAUAUAAAUACAUUUUAAUUUCAAAUAGUGACAAUCACCAUGUUGAACUCAUUUAAUAGAGAUUUCUCCAAUUCUACUGAUGUAAUUUCUAAUUCGUAAAUGUUCAAGUCAUACUUGACAUGCUUCAAGACGUUAACCUGGUGAUUGUCACUCUUUUAUAUUUAAUUUAUUCUAUAUUUAAAUUAGUUUUAUUAAAAAUCAAUUAGAAGGAAGAACUUGUGGUUUCAGACUCUUAGACCCUGUUUAAUGUUUGGCCGUUAUCAAAGAGUUUCAAAGAGCGCUAACAGAGUUCACAUCUACAGGAUCUCCACAUAUACGUUUCCGAUGUUUGUUCAUUUAGGGCUACAAUAAAAGUUACUUGUCUUGGAUAGAAAAGAGAAAACUAAACACACACACACACCACUAUCAUCAGAUGAACCAAAGAGCUGGGGUUUGUCUCAAACUAUGCACAGAAUAUAUGAAUAUGUAAGCAUGUAGUUUCAUUUUAACCACUGAUAUUUGUCACAGGUGACAAUUUCCUCUUUUUUUCUUUUUGCUAAUACGUGAAGCAAACACAAGCCAUACUUAGAUUAUUUUCAUCUGCUCUUUUUGCCUUGAAUUCUGAAUUAAAUGUGUUGUCUUUAACAUAUAUGAUUUUUUUAUCUGGGGACUUUUUAUUUUUGUUUUGUUUUAUCUUUCUCAGUCAGGAUUUCUUUUCCAAAUCAUUCUAAAGCCUUAAUUUUUUUUUUAACUAAAAUUCAUAAAAUGUAUGUAAAUAAAAAAAUAAAAAGGGGAUUAUCUUUCAUAAAUUUGUAAUGACGUGUAAGCCGUUUAAUGUCGAUUGUAUUUGAAUAUGUAAAUAAAUAUUUUCAGUGAUAUGA
Messenger RNA from Carassius auratus (goldfish), 2987 nucleotides. RefSeq names its product peroxisome proliferator-activated receptor gamma (gene pparg). The transcript has 7 exons. The record is from RefSeq and is a predicted model, not a curated record. NCBI's taxonomy places the organism in Eukaryota, Metazoa, Chordata, Actinopteri, Cypriniformes, Cyprinidae. Gene Ontology annotation, biological process: positive regulation of transcription by RNA polymerase II; fatty acid metabolic process; hormone-mediated signaling pathway. Gene Ontology annotation, cellular component: nucleus. The coding region runs from base 90 to 1670 and encodes 526 amino acids. Gene Ontology annotation, molecular function: nuclear receptor activity; zinc ion binding; RNA polymerase II cis-regulatory region sequence-specific DNA binding.